ACAGUAACGUCUCAUCAAUGAGGUGCCCACAUUUCAUGGAAACGAAAAGUAAAAGCUUGGACGCCUAAGUCUAGAAAGCACCACACUGAAAUAUUUACCGCCUCGUUAGAUUUCUUUAUUUCUGCUGAGUGCCAAUUAACUUUUCCUUUGGAAGGUUCGACGAAAAGAAACCCAAUGGUGUCACAUUUUUUUCUGGGUUGCUGGACACACCUGCAGUGUAAAUCAAUGAAUUGAAGACUCAAGCAGCAAAAGUGCAGCUAGAGAUCUGGUUUCAGAAACUGGGAUUUAUAACAUGCAUAAAAAUUAGUACCCAAACUACUAGGGUGGAAGAAAGAAGUGGAUAAAUUCAAACACCUCCAGUCUAUGCAUUGUGGAUCAGAAAAAUGGAACCAUCACCAAAGGCAGUGAGCGGAGUUGUUCACAUCUACAAUAAGCAGUGUUGAAGUUGCCACUCCCAGUCUUGUUCUUCAUUUAUUAUUUCAUAUAUACUUUUAUCACCAACACCUCUCUGUAUAAAUAAAGAUCACAAUGGAAAAUGUGAUAAUAAGGGAGGCAAGGAGAGAAGACUGCAAGGAACUUAGAAGAUUGAUACAGGAGCUUGCUGACUUUGAACAGAUGCCAGAUGACUGCAAGUUGACAGUAGAGGGGCUGGAGCGUGAUGGCUUUGAUGCAGUGCCACCACUGUUUCACUGUUAUGUUGCAGAAGUCAAUUCAAUCAUGAAGGAUAUGAGUGCAACCAAAGAAGAAAAUGUUUCAGAUGUAUUGAAAAUGGGAGACAGCUGUGCAAAGCUUAUUGGACAUGCUUUGUAUUUCUUUUCCUAUUCCUCUCAAAGGGGACGUACAAUUUACUUAGAGGAUAUUUAUGUUACACCUGAGUACAGGGGAUCAAAGCUUGGUUCAGCUCUUUUUGAUAAGGUGGCAAAGAAAGGAAUUGAGACUGGAUGUGUUCAAAUGGACCUUGUUGUACUCAAUUGGAAUCCAGCUCAAAUAUUUUACAAACGAAAAGGAGCAACUGACAUCACUUCUGAGAAAAACUUCAAUUACUACAGUAUUGACAGACCUGCUAUGGAGCACCUGCUUGCCUACAAGUACAAACUUAGACUAGGGGACACAAAAUCUGUUAAUUUGUGAAGUCACUGUUAUUAGUAGCUGUUCUUAUUAAUUUCUUAAGUGAUUAAUUUUCAGUGUGGAUGAAAAUCAGGACUGUUAUUAAAAAGUAAAGAAAGGUUCUUUGUAAUUCUGCAUGUUAUUUACUUUCUUAAAGUAACUUACAAAGAAAAAAUAUUUUCAUGAAAUACUCUGUUUGUUCAGUUGUGUUCCAUUAGUCUUGUUAGAUUCUUGUAAAGUACUUUUAUUAAUAUUAACAGUGAGGUAUUAUACUACAAUGCUAAAUAAGAAUUUACUUGAUCAAAAGAUUAAAUAAAUAAUCAGUAAAAAA
Molecule: messenger RNA, 1438 nt
Organism: Schistocerca gregaria
Lineage: Eukaryota; Metazoa; Arthropoda; Insecta; Orthoptera; Acrididae
Product: thialysine N-epsilon-acetyltransferase-like
Exons: 7
Coding region: 529-1131 (200 amino acids)
Molecular function (GO): N-acetyltransferase activity
Source: RefSeq, a predicted model, not a curated record